ACGGUUGGACCCAAGCAACGAACUAAAUUGAAUUGGAAUAAAAAAAGUGUGCAACUGAAAAUGUCAGUUCAAAAUAUUGAGUUUGCAUAUGCAUUAUUCGGUAAUGGUGAGAAGAGAAAUGUGCCCGUGUCGUGUAUAGAAAAUUUUUCGCCGAAAAAUCAAAACGAUUUUAUAAAAAGAAAAAAAUAUAAAAUGUGGUCGCUGGGGAAUAAAGGGCCCAAUGAUUUCUUACGCAGUGGUUACAUUCUGCUGCUAGGUGCUAACUGAUGUAAACCACAUUAAUAAACAAAAGAAAUCCAAACGUGUACAAAUGCCAAGUCAAAAAAAUUUGAGUUUUUCAUCUUCAUCAGAGUGUGAAAAAAAGAAAAAAAACAGCCUGUUAAAAGAAAACUCCAGUUUCCAACUGAUGCCGCAAAAAAACAGGCAAAUGAAAAAAUUUUUCAAAACCGAUUAGAAUUAAUUAAAACACGAAAAAUUAUCCAAGAAUCUGAUGAAGAUGAGAGUUUAGAUACCGAAAGUGUUGAUUCAGUGCAGCCUCUUUCAGGAUCUACAGUAAAAAAAAGAAUAAAAAAGGCCCAGAAUCAAAAAAACGGCGUUGUAUUGUCGAGGAAACUGGCGACGAAAGUUCAGAGAAAGAUGAUGACUCUCUUCUCGCAGUUGAUGAAGUGGACGGUACUCCUCAGCGUUCACGAUAUUCACCUUCAGGCGUUGGAGGUGAAAUGAAUGGCGCAUCAAACAGUGAUUCACACAUUCAACGUACCCAAGAUUCGAGUAUCCGCAAUGAGACGCCGAGAAGUAAUCGUCGCAGGGAAACCCCGAAUCCAAAUAUGCGCAAUGAAUCGCCCAGAAGUAAUCGUCGCAGGGAAAACCCGAAUCCAAAUAUGCGCAAUGAAACGCCGAGAAGUAAUCGUCGCAGGGAAACCCCGAAUCCAAAUAUGCGCAAUGAAUCGCCGAGAAGUAAACGUCGCAGGGAAACCCCGAAUCCAAAUAUGCGCAAUGAAUCGCCGAGAAGUAAUCGUCGCAGAGAAACCCCGAAUCCAAAUAUGCGCAAUGAAACGCCGAGAAGUAAUCGUCGCAGGGAAACCCCGAAUCCAAAUAUGCGCAAUGAAACGCCGAGAAGUAAUCGUCGCAGGGAAACCCCAGAUUCGAGUAUCCGCAAUGAAACGCCGAGAAGUAAUCGUCGCAGGGAAACCCCGAAUCCAAAUAUGCGCAAUGAAACGCCGAGAAGUAAUCGUCGCAGGGAGACCCCGAAUCCAAAUAUGCGCAAUGAAACGCCGAGAAGUAAUCGUCGCAGGGAAACCCCGAAUCCAAAUAUGCGCAAUGAAUCGCCGAGAAGUAAACGUCGCAGGGAAACCCCGAAUCCAAAUAUGCGCAAUGAAACGCCGAGAAGUAAUCGUCGCAGGGAAACCCCGAAUCCAAAUAUGCGCAAUGAAUCGCCGAGAAGUAAUCGUCGCAGGGAAACCCCGAAUCCAAAUAUGCGCAAUGAAACGCCGAGAAGUAAUCGUCGCAGGGAGACCCAAGAUUCGAGUAUCCGCAAUGAAACGCCGAUAAGUAAUAGUCGCAGGGAAACCCCGAAUCCAAAUAUGCGCAAUGUAUCGCCGAGAAGUAAUCGUCGCAGGGAAACCCCGAAUCUAAAUAUGCGCAAUGAAACGCCGAGAAGUAAUCGUCGCAGGGAAAUUCCGAAUCCAAAUAUGCGCAAUGAAACGCCGAGAAGUAAUCGUCGCAGGGAGACCCAAGAUUCGAGUAUCCGCAAUGAAACGCCGAUAAGUAAUAGUCGCAGGGAAACCCCGAAUCCAAAUAUGCGCAAUGUAUCGCCGAGAAGUAAUCGUCGCAGGGAAACCCCGAAUCUAAAUAUGCGCAAUGAAACGCCGAGAAGUAAUCGUCGCAGGGAAAUUCCGAAUCCAAAUAUGCGCAAUGAAACGCCGAGAAGUAAUCGUCGCAGGGAGACCCAAGAUUCGAGUAUCCGCAAUGAAACGCCGAUAAGUAAUAGUCGCAGCGAAACCCCGAAUCCAAAUAUGCGCAAUGAAACGCCGAGAAGAAAUCGUCGCUGGGAAACCCAGAAUCCAAAUAUGCGCAAUGAAACGCCGAGAAGUAAUCGUCGCAGAGAAACCCCGAAUCCAAAUGAACGUAAUGAAACGCCGAUAAGAAAUCGUCGUAGGGAAACCCAGAAUCCAAAUGUACGCAAUGAAACGCUGAGAAGUAAUCGUCGAGUGGAAACCCCUCAACGGGUUACUCGACGGGGAAAUAAUAAUCGUCAAGUAAAUGCUCCAAAUCGAAACGCACAUAUUGCAAUUGAGGGUCUGCGACGACAAAUCAUUAUCGAAAAUGAAGUAGUACAUAUAGAUGAAAACGUUAAAACUGGCCUUGAAACGUGGGAAAUGAUUCAUCUAAGGAAAGAUGAUUCAAAAUUUAUUAAGGAUAUGGCAGUUGUUAUCUGGACAAGGGAAGGGCUUCGAACAAAGUGUUUGAAUCCACAAAGAGCCAAUAAAAAUGUCACAGAAGAAGAUAUUCGGCAAGCAGUGACGCCAUCAAAAUACCAAUUAUUAAAAGAUUUGCUGCACGAUAAGCUAACAAAGUUAGGAGUAAAAGGAUACAGUAGACAAAGACGACUGAAUAAAGUAUGGCGAUAUUUGGCACAAAAAAUUUACUACGAUAGCGUGUAUAAAAAAUCGCUAAUUUCUUAA
Leptopilina heterotoma is the source of this 2684-nucleotide messenger RNA. Its product is annotated as serine/arginine repetitive matrix protein 2-like. Gene Ontology annotation, molecular function: DNA binding. Gene Ontology annotation, biological process: negative regulation of DNA-templated transcription. The coding region runs from base 720 to 2684 and encodes 654 amino acids. The transcript is spliced from 8 exons. Lineage: Eukaryota; Metazoa; Arthropoda; Insecta; Hymenoptera; Figitidae. The record is from RefSeq and is a predicted model, not a curated record.